This is a messenger RNA of Ornithodoros turicata, 5251 nucleotides long. It is a transcript of the gene pHCl-1, whose product is annotated as glutamate-gated chloride channel-like. NCBI's taxonomy places the organism in Eukaryota, Metazoa, Arthropoda, Arachnida, Ixodida, Argasidae. Gene Ontology annotation, biological process: nervous system process; chemical synaptic transmission; signal transduction. The coding region runs from base 775 to 2442 and encodes 555 amino acids. The record is from RefSeq and is a predicted model, not a curated record. Gene Ontology annotation, molecular function: chloride channel activity; transmitter-gated monoatomic ion channel activity involved in regulation of postsynaptic membrane potential; transmembrane signaling receptor activity. The transcript is spliced from 13 exons. Gene Ontology annotation, cellular component: plasma membrane; neuron projection; synapse.
CGUACGGCGGAGCAGUGCAAAAGGUCCCAAUUUCUAUUUGGCUGACGCCGACGGGGUUUGGCUGGUUUUCUUUUUUUUCUUGUGCGCAGCUGACCAAUAACUUCGGAGGAGCGCUCGCUCUGACUGCGCCUGGAUUUUGCGGACGAAUGCACCACCGCACUUCUUACCUUAUUUAUGUUGCCAUCAAAAUUUUCGCAAGAAAUUGUCGGCGAUCAAAGUGGAUCACGUCGAAAAGUCGUGGUGGUGGAGUUUUGAAUAUGCCCGGUGCCCGCAAGGCUUUAUGGGUGAGUGCUGUGUGAUCGACGCUUGCAACUUGUUCGGUGCUGUGGCUCUGUGAGUGGUGUAUGUGUACGCCGAUGCCCGCAUGGAUUUGCGCCUAUGUACGGUGCCAAUAAGUACGGCGGUCUCAGGGGCAUAACUGCAAGGUCGGAGUCUGGGACCGUGCACCGGUGCAUCUUCGAGGUAUUUUGUUGCGCAAAAGGAAAGAAGUUGUGCGGUCUUCGCUGCGACGCGCUCAAAGGAUUCUUGUAACAGGCGCUGCUUUCUAGGAACAGGCAGCGUUGGCCCUCAGGCUGGUGGAAGAGGCUACAAGUACCGCAGCGAGGGAAGUGGGUUGCCUGACGGCGUCCGAAGAUGGGGCAUGCUCCCAGGCCGGCGGCUGUUCUUGCGAAGCCUCUUCUUUGACGCUUGGAUGCCGUGGCUCAGCCGCCAGGAGGUCGGAGCUGCCCCCAAUGGAUAGCCGCUAAAGCCGCUUCUCUCGACACGGAGUUGAAGAUGUGGUACAGCACGCUACUCCUGGGCCUCUACGUGUCACUCCUCAAACAACUGGCCGAAGCACACGAAUCGCACAUGAUAAGAUUCCACAAUUACACCGACAAGCAAAUUUUAGACUACUUAUUAGACCCUGUUCGUUACGACUUCAGACAUAGGCCUGAAGAGCAAACACAAGUGAACGUCAGCGUACUAUUAUUAACGUUAUCGUCGCCCGACGAAUCUAGCUUGAAAUACGAGAUUGAAUUCCUGCUGCAUCAGCGCUGGGAGGACGGGCGUCUUCGGUUCAUGGACGACGACAGCCGGAAGGGCCAUCUCAACGGCCUCUUACACCAGGACAAGGUUUGGAAGCCCGAUAUCUACUUCCUCAAGCACGGGGAAUUCAAGACACCCCUCACGCCCAUACACAUGAGCCUACGCCUUUAUCCCAAUGGCACGGUCGUCUACACUCUUAGGAGGCAUAUGACGCUCGUGUGUCAGGGAAACUUGAAGAUCUUCCCCUUCGACAAUCCCAAAUGCCCUUUUGCUGUUGAGAGCAUGUCACAUGAGGAAUCUCAACUGAAGAUCGACUGGUCACCGACGGAGCCGUCCAUAAACACGGCGACCUCCAUGCGCAGCCAUAACGCUUACCUUGCCAAAAAUGAAACCGGCUACUGCGACAAGAGGCAUACGUGGAGAGGUAACUACAGCUGCCUCCGUGUGCUCUUGGUGUUUACGCGAGAUAAAACCUUCUACAUCAGCACAGUGUUUGUUCCGGGCAUUGUGCUAGUAACGAGCUCCUUCAUCAGUUUCUGGCUGGAUAUUAAUGCUGUUCCGGCCCGUGUGAUGAUUGGUGUCACAACCAUGCUCAACUUUUGCACCACGACUAACAGUUUCCGUUCUACGCUGCCCGUGGUGUCCGGGCUGACAGCAAUGAACCUGUGGGACGGCGUGUGCAUGUUUUUCAUUUAUGCCUCAAUGUUGGAGUUCAUCAUCGUCAAUUACCUGUACCGCAACCUGGGAAGAGGAGGAGCUCAGCGGCAGCCGCCGGGCUCAAGACCCUCCUCUGCCGGGGGCACCGCCGAGCCCCGCAUCCCGCUUCUUUCCAGGCAGCACCGGGCCCAGGACUUCGAGAUGAUUCGAAAGCCCCAUGACUACAACACAUUGGUGACAUCUCGAUCUGACGUUUCGGGUCUCCUUCUCGAAGACGUCAUCAAGGGUCCGGUGUCUGAGCAGCAAGGCACCAACCACAAAGCGUCGUCCCUCGGAGGCCGGCAGGAGCACGACGUCAACAGCCUCGUGCGUCCCGUCUCUGCUUCGGCGGGCCUGGCCGGACUAGGCUCCACGGCAGCUCCUGGAGCGGGCUCAAAGGAGGCGACCACUGGCAUCGAGCUCGGAGCCACGGCGACUAAUGACCCCGAAGAAAGUGACGCCGCCGCUGCCACUGGACUUAAUAACACUGGUCUCGAGAACGAACGGCUGAGAGCUGUGGCUUCGGUGUUCGCAUGGCUUCGGAGGCCGCAGCUGUUUCCCAGCGAGUUGCCUCCCAAGCCCAGAAUCGCCAAAGCAAUCGACUACUUUUCGCGGACUGUGUUUCCCGUUUUCUUCGGUAUUUUUACAUUCGGCUUCUUCCUCGCUUACGCCUACAUUGGACCGAGAGCAGAGGAGAACUGGAAGCUGAUCGAAGCUUAGUGAAAAAAGGAAGAAAGAAAGAAAACAGACAAUUUCUCGAAGGUUCAAUAUGGAAAGAAAGUUCUUGACAUUUUUGCAAGUGGCGGGUUAAGUGAUUGGUGCUCCACUGUUCCUCGCGGUUGUGCGACGUUUCCCUUGGACAAAUGACGAGGUGGUAGUCGGUGAGUAUCUGCUGGAGGGCAGCGUGUACUCCGUCCGGAUUAUAAGCAGGCCACGGAUGUCACUCCUUUGAAAUGCGGGUUUCUUUGAAGAAGUUUGGUCGACACACGCUACCAUGCCUCGUCAAAUACCGCGUAAGGUUUGCGAUACAAAGCAGGAUCGUGCAAUUUGUUUCUUAGAUACGAUGUUGUGGUGCGUACGAAAUCCAACAACCGAAAGCAAGGCAGUAUCGCGAGAUCGUACUUCUUGGUCACUCUUCACACAAUCAUUGGCUUUGUUUGCAAUGCAAGUACGACAUAUUCAUGGCAGUGUAAUCUCGAUAAAAUCCCCACCACUGUCCUCCCUUACGUAUAGAACAAGAUUGAUCGCACUGUCCGUGAAUCAGUGAUCAGCCUUCAGUCCAGGACAUUCUGCUAUGCUCCUUUCACUCCGUGGAAUAACGAAUGUUGCGAUGGUAUGCGGUCGCUUUCCCUUCUUUUAUCCUUUUUGUUGUAAGAAUAAGCAAGUUUUCGCCUUUGUUUCGGUGAUCCGGGAAGUUGUAGCGCUACACGCGGAUAUUGCAAAUGAAAUUUGGUAGUUCCAGUCGAGGCAUAUUUUCUAGAGACCACAUUCAGUUAAUUUUGGAACCUACCCGGAAAAAAUAAUCAGGUUUCCAUCGCGAUAACAACUCAAAGUAACCGGUGUGUGUUCUUCUUGUCAGCUUCGCAUUAAGAUAACAGCGCGUCUAUAGAGCGUCUAUAGAAAGGCACGUAUUCUGAAACGAUGUUGGCAACAUUCUAACAUUAUAAUUGUACUCUUAUUAUAAUCAUAAUUGUAAUUGUACGAUUAUUCGCAAUGUCGCGAACAACGCGAUGGCAGACGUUUGGGAAAUCAUAAAUACUCUCUCAGCAAGACGUUAACGAUGCGUUAUAACGUGCAUCUGCACUCGUUUCCAGAUUAUUAUAAACAUCAAAAGCGUUGUAUUUCGGCUUCGUAGAAUUCUGAAGGCAGUAUUUUAGACGUUAGAAGGUACUAUUUUCAUCAUAUUCCUACGAAGCCCGCGUUAUGUUUAUAUUGGAUAGGCAUCGCAUGAUUUCUCCCUUUGGUUUCCGCCUAUUAUUUCAUCAAACUCCGCGCGCGGGGACAUACUGAGGGCCCGCGUGUAUACGCAUGCUCACUGCGAAUGUAGGCUUGAGGAGCGACACCUAGACUAAAGAAGCUUCCAAUCCCACUUUGUUAAGUAUAGGUACGUAGAGCCGGGAUGUUGUUUCCUACAGCACAUCGCCGCAUACGAUUUAAAAUACAGUCUGUAUGUGGCUAAGUGUGGAUACCUAUGCGGAUAAUGCUCUUUCAAUGACCGCGCCGCUGAACUGAUGGUUGUGGUACGUCCCGUCAAUUAAUGACCAUGCUUGCCCAGUUUUCGGCGCAUUGCUUUAGUGUUCGCUAAGACCUCUAGGGUUCCCAAUUAUCUGGCAUCGAAAAAUGUCUAUAGAGAUAAUCAAUUAUAUUCCUAAAUUAUACAUCCAUUGUCACUAGUGGUGCCUUCGUACCACCAUUUUUCUUUUUUGUCAUUAAAAAUAAAUACAUAGGCUUAAAGCCAAGAAGCAGUAACUGCAUAUUAAAUUACACAUUUGAAAUGUAUUUUGAAACCCUGCGGAAAAAUGGUGACAUCCUCUUGACAUAGUAAGAACACUUAGUAGCACGAUGGGUCUAUCUAUGGCUAUAAAGGUUUGGCGUCUUACCAGGGCUUCAUCUCAUAUUGAGUUCUUGAAAUUGUCCUAGCCCUGAGGAGGCCCCCAAUAGUCCUUUUUUCUAGCCAGAGCAUAUGUAACUCCCAGUACGCAAUGCCAUGUGAUAUCAGUGUGCCACUGCUCAUAUGGGCGCUACCAAAUACCAGGUCACUGUUACGAAAUACCGGAUUAGACUACUUACUCGCGUUAGUGCUAUGCUGUGCUUGUUAGUGUUGACAUGGCUGAUCAUAUCUAAAUGCAUAAUACGGUAUAGCGCCACUGUAGAACCAUAUAAGGUAGACACUAACUUAGGUUGACAGACUAGAGUCUUAGUUGGAAAACGUAUAAAUACACAACAAAGUAGCUGUAGAGCCAGUAGUUUUUAUUAACCCUUCUAGAACUGGGGGGAUCUGUCCAUAUCCAUUUCCGUUCCACCUUCUCCAAUGUUUUCUACUUGCUACUCUUUUUACAAAAGCUGUCUUAUUACUGCAAGAGUAAAAAAGAAAGAGCGGGGCAAGAUUCAAGAAUCCUAAGGAAUUAUCAGUACUGAGGAGAAAACUCACGUGAGACUGGCGCAGACAUCAUGGACGAUUUCGAAUAUUUAUCACGCGCUAUGGACAACCGAGUGCUUGGUAGGAUGUGCUGGGUGUAGGUUCUCUCCCUUGCCUCUUUCUGUUGUCCUUGGUUAUUUCCAUUGUACUAUGUAACCGAUGUAACUGCAAGCGGAAUGAUAAUGGUCACUCUGUUCCAAUUUGUACAUGUUGGUGUCAUCUGCAGUUUUUAACAACACCGAGUCUUACGGACAACACAAGCCGAACGCAACUCAAAACUGAAAAAUCGUUUUCCUUAUCUGUCAGCACGAGCUUUAUGUAUUGGACUAUACCACCGACCUCGAUAGAAGCGGACCGCCCCAACGAGCAGCUGAGUUCGAGUUACCGGAG